AUGACAGUGUUCCGGGGAUCUGUGAACCGUGUGGUGCAUGCAGUGGAGCUCCGCGCGACCGAUGCCUCGCAAGGCAUCUUCGUCGUCAACGGCCUCAGCACUCCAAGGGUCUUUGAUCCCGUGGGGGUGGUGCUCGCUGAGCCGGAACUCGUGAUGCAGCGAGAGAGCAAGCAUGGCCUGACUUUGCAGCUGUCACCGGCGGCACGGCAUGGCAUCGAGAUCCUCCAGCAUGUGGCCCAUCCAAAGCUGCCCAAGCCAUCCGCUGCAGAUGAUCCCGAGGAGGCUGCAGGCGGAACCAAUGCAUCAUCAUCGCAGAGCGAGGGCCUCCAGUUCACCGACCGCUCCUUCACAAAGACGAAUCUCCGCAAAUCUGUGGACCAAUUCUGGCCUGCCUUGGCACGGGCCUAUGCCCAGGAGGGGCAGCCCUUCGUGGAUGCCAACGACUUUGUGCAGCUGGGUGAGCAAAAGCUCAGCUUCAAGGAUCUCGCGAAUCGAUCGGCCACGUUCCUCGAGAAGAGUUCGAGGGCUCACGGGGCUGGACCUUCAGCCAGAGAGUGCAUUCCUUCUUGCAGACCUUGCUGCCGAAGCGCAGCGCAGAUGGCUCCUUGUCCACGAAGCGUGUCAAGGACCGACUUUCUGCAGAAGGUCGUGCCAGCGACGAGUGCAGCGUUUUCUUUGCCGGGUUAG
Messenger RNA from Symbiodinium necroappetens, 687 nucleotides. The record is from the annotation of a GenBank genome assembly. NCBI's taxonomy places the organism in Eukaryota, Dinophyceae, Suessiales, Symbiodiniaceae.